GAUGAAAUCAGCAAUAUACGAUUUUGUUGUUUUGCAUAGAGAUUUAUAAAGAACCGAAAAUUAUACAUUUGAAAUGUGAUACACGUGCGGUUUCGGAAUGCAAAGUUAUGGUCACAAAACCACCAAAUGUGUCCGGAUUUAGGCACUGGACCAGUACAACUUAUAUCAAAUACAGAGUACUCACCAAUGACCUAGGAAUAAUUUCACUGACAGUUGUAUACAAGAAGAUAAGUAGUGACAGCCGAAGCAUCACGUCAAUUCCUUCAAACGAACCGAAAAAUGGUAUAGUGACAAGACAUAUAUAAGGCAAAAAUUCAAUGAAACAAGAAAACAGCGACAUGCAUGGCAAACACAUUUUGGUUUGUUUACAUUAUAACCGGCUUCACACUUCCGCAUUGAACUGUCUACCAUCUGUGUUUCAUCAAGCGCGUGGAUAAUCAAGAUCACCAAAAGCUAAAUAAAUACAUGUACAUUUCAAUUUCAAGGGUCUGUUUUUGUAUCUAAAUUCAAACCAGUCCGUUUCAAGAUGUCUGCGCCCAUGUUGUGACAUAUUUCGUUUAUUUAUUUCAUCAUUUAAUAAAAUAAACACAAAUGUAAAAUGGUUUUAAUAAGUACAUAGUAUUAUUCGUUUAAAGAACAGGUAUUUGAUGAAAUAUGAUCGAAAACUUCGUAAAUUUUGAAGAGGAAUUGGCAGAAGAGCAUUGCAAUGGUAGCAGUGAUGGGUUUGCAAAUGCUUUGACCGUUUGGUUGAAUAAACCCCAUGUGGUAAACAGACGUCUGUGUGGAUCUAGACUAGAAUAUUUUGAAAUUAUUUCAAAAGAACAAUUUAAUAUUGGAAAAGUAACUAAUAUAAUUGAAAGACAUUGUCUAGAACUGAAUGGUUUCUGUUUUUAUGAUAUAUUUAAAAGCCAGGGGUUUACAAAUGAUAAUUCUGCUGAAAUUGAUCUGAAACUCCAUACAAAUGUUUGUAUCGAGGGUCUGGAUGGUUUAUCUGAGGAUGAGAUUGCUGUCAUUGUUCGUCAGCUGUUGCCAAAGCAACCAGAAAGACAUGCUAACAUUCCAGAAUUAGUUGUCUUUGACAAGUCAAAAGAUAGUUGUACCUUCAUUCCACUGAAACCUGCGAAUGAUUCAGAAAGGAAAGUUCCAUUGGAAGUUUUGUAUUGCUUCAGAUUAAAGGACAAACCCAAGAAAAAGCUUUGUCUGUUUGCCAGUACAUCAGACUGCUCCACUGAUUCAGAAAGAAAGCUCUCACUGACCUGGAUUAAAGGUCUGCUUCUCCAGAAACUUGCAAGAUGGAGUGAGCAGCCAAGUUUGAGAACUGGACUAGCUUCUCUGUUACUGGUCUCUGUUGAAGAUUACAGCAGACUGUAUAGUGAGCUGAAAAACAAAUAUGGCAUUCCACUGGCACAGAAAUGGCCAGAGAAAACAAGUGCACAGAAGUAUGUGUUCGAGGAUGUUGCCAUAGCAACCUACUUACUGUUGCUGUGGGAAGAUGAUAGAAAGAAGAAAGGACUGACAAAGAAACAAUCUUUUGUAGAUCUUGGCUCUGGUAAUGGUCUGCUUGUACAUAUACUGGCUUCUGAAGGGCACCCAGGCUAUGGAAUAGAUGUGAGAAGAAGAAAGAUAUGGGAUCUAUAUGGACCAGAAACAAUACUUAAAGAAAUGACUAUUACUCCUUCCACUGAAAGUGUGUUUCCUGACAGUGAUUGGUUGAUUGGUAACCAUAGUGAUGAAUUAACACCAUGGAUACCAGUAAUGGCAGCCAGGUCCUCUUACACUUGUAAUUACUUUGUGUUGCCAUGCUGCAUGUGGGAUUUCAAUGCAAGAUACAGUUUCACACAGAAGGUGGCAAAUGGUUCAGAAAACUCUGGUAAAUAUGGGCUGUAUCUUGACUUUGUCAAGUCGGUUGGAGAGAACUGUGGGUUCAAAGUGGAAGAGGAUAUGUUACGAAUACCUUCUACAAAAAGGGUAUGUUUGAGUAAAUAA
Mercenaria mercenaria is the source of this 1986-nucleotide messenger RNA. Its product is annotated as probable tRNA (uracil-O(2)-)-methyltransferase. Gene Ontology annotation, molecular function: tRNA (uridine) methyltransferase activity. Lineage: Eukaryota; Metazoa; Mollusca; Bivalvia; Venerida; Veneridae. The record is from RefSeq and is a predicted model, not a curated record. Gene Ontology annotation, biological process: tRNA methylation. Bases 655 to 1986 code for a protein of 443 amino acids. The transcript is spliced from 8 exons.